AUGUUGGGAAGUGACUGGGUCAAACCAGUUGUGUACAGGAAGGCAAGGGGGGGCUUUAGUGGCAUCAAAGCUGCGGCGGUCAUCCGCCUGCUAAAGGAGCUUGCUAAAGGAUCUACAGGCUCUCCCCCAUGGGCAGUGCAGCCUCUGGGAGGCCACCCACGACAACAAGUCUCCACCAUCCUGCAGUUCAUGGGUGAGUCUGAACACAGAGGAGGCUGUGGUGGAACGACACGCAGAGAGAAGGAGGCCGACGUCACAGCUGGAACUCCGGACAGUAGUGAGGGGAGGGCGGAGCCCCAGAACCAGUCCGAGGAGGUGGCCCAAUGGUGGGGAGAGUGGAGCAGCUGGUCAACCUGCUCUCGAACCUGCGGAGGCGGGGUGAGGUCACAGGAACGCCACUGUUUGCAACAGAGGCUCAUUGCCACGCAAAACGUGAACACCUCCAUCUGUGUUGGAUCCUCCAAGCAGUACCAGCUGUGUCCAAAUCAGCCAUGCCCCAGUAACAGGAUCAGCUUUAAGCAGCAGCAGUGUUCCUCCUUCAAUGCCAAAGCCUUUGGCCGCAAGCACUAUGUGUGGGUCCCACUUUAUCCAGAUGACUACACCAGCAUCUCCAACAAGCCAUGUGACCUCCAGUGCACCACCACCACCGGAGAAAGGCAGCUCCUGGUGCCAGCCCAAGAUGGCACCUACUGUCGGGAUGGGAUCUACCAGGGUGUCUGCAUUGAGGGCCAGUGUCAGAUGGUAGGCUGUGACGGGAAGCUGUACUCCAGUAAAACGGUAGAUAAGUGCGGGGUGUGCGGCGGAAAUGGCGGAUCCUGUUACCGCGUCUCCGGAACUUACCGGAAAGGAAUCACACAGUUAGGUUACGUGUUGAUAACCAACAUUCCUGUUGGGGCCACUGACAUCCAGAUUAUUGAGCGUCGGAAGACUGAAAAUAUUCUGGCUCUGUCGGAUGAAGCUGGGCACUUCUUUUUCAAUGGCAACACUGUCAUCGACAACCCCAGGAACUUCCGUGUGGCAGGCACCGUGUUCAAGUACAGGAGACCCGCCAACCUUGUGUCUGAUGGGUUCGAGUACAUCAUCGCACAGGGACCCACCAACCAAGGCCUGAACGUCAUGUACUACAACUUGAACGGGAAAAUGCCACACAUCACAUACGAGUACACGGUGCCCCGUUUCCCGGAGCCCAGAACAGUGCCCCCUCUCGUGACAGCCCCCGAGGCGGCCCAUAAGAGUGGUGUGGUCGCACUGCUGCCACACGAGCCCUCAGGCAUAGACAGGGACUUGAACGACACCUCAGUGGAGCUCUCCUACAAGGACAACGAGAUUGAGGGUGGCGAGGAGUACAAGUUUGGCAACCGCACAACCCCCCUGGCCACAGAUGAGGGCCCGGGUGCACCACUGGACUCCGUCGAGCACUUGGUGUGGGAACUGCAGGCCCCGCUCAACCUCACCGACCUGCCGGGCGUCCUGGUCUUCAGGCCCCUCAAUGAGGUCUUCCAGAACAGUGUGCGAAACAAGCUGGAGGACCACGAAGGCCCAGGCGAUUAUGGUGCAGAAGAUUCUAACUUGAUUGAUGGGACCUUGACCAACCAGAAUGCCACCCACCGCUCCAGGCCUCUGAACAGGGGUGCAUUUAUGGGCCUCCUGUCCAAGCAUGCGGGCCUGAGGCGGCCCUGCAAGAACAGCUCUGCGCUCGAUGGCCCCUGCCCCAACCCGGGUGGCCCCGAGGCCCAGCGGAACUCCAGCACCUCCCUCGACAACAGCCUGUCUGUGGAGCUCCUUCCCGGUGGCCUGACUUCUGACCUCCGCGCUGCCCCACAGGACAGCGCCCCCCAUGGGCUCCUGGUGGAGCCAGAGCACCAGCCUAAUGGCUCGUCCCCACAGCAGGCAAACUUACUCCGCCUGCAUCAGGUGGAGCCCGCACAGACCCCCAACACAGAGAGCAACGAGUUUGAGGUGGGAUCGCUCGAUCACGACAUCAGCCUGGCUGACAUGUACAGAUGGAAGGUAUCUGCGUUUGCACCCUGCAGUUCAACAUGUACCACAGGUAUCAGCACAUCCUACGCCAUGUGCGUCCGCUAUGAUGGCUCCGAAGUGGACGAGAGUUUCUGUGAUGCCCUGACCCGACCAGAGCCCACCCACGAGUUCUGCACGGGGAAGGAGUGUCCCCCGAGAUGGGAGACCAGCAGGUGGAGUGAGUGCUCCCGGACCUGUGGAGAGGGUUACCAGUUCCGCACGGUGCGCUGCUGGAAGAUGAUGGCCCCCGGUUUUGACAGCUCUGUGUACGAUGAGCUGUGCCAGGCCGCUGAUUUACAGCGGCCAAUGGCACGCAAGGCCUGCAAGAACAAGGGCUGUGGGCCACAGUGGGAAAUCUCUGAUUGGUCAGAGUGUUCGGCCCGGUGCGGAGGCCGGGGCGUGCGGAGCAGGGAGGUGCGUUGCUCCAUGGAGACGCGACUCUGCAAUGAAUCAACCCGCCCACUGAGUGAGAAGGAGUGCGAGGGGCCGCCGUGUGACCGCAGGUGGACUGUGUCCGACUGGGGACCUUGUUCAGGGCCUUGUGGUGAAGGGCGCAUGACACGCUACGUGGUGUGUAAGAACAGUGACGGGAGCGUGAUCUCGGACGGCCAGUGUGACCUGGACCUCAAGCCGCUGGCCGUGUACCCCUGUGGUGACAAGAACUGCCCUGCACACUGGGUGGAGCAAGAGUGGGAGCAGUGCAACGCCACCUGUGGGCGGGGGGUGAAGACGCGUCAGGUGGUUUGUGCUGGUCUGGAGAAUGGGGUGUUUAAGGAGUUCCCAGAGCAGGCGUGCGACCCUGCCCUCAGGCCAGAGGAGAGCGCAGCCUGCUUCGAGAGGCCCUGCUCCAAGUGGUUCACCACGUCGUGGUCCCAGUGCAGUAAAACGUGUGGCAGUGGGGUCAGAGUGCGGGAGGUGAAGUGCUACCAGGGGGAAGAGGUGGGACACAGCUGCGAUUCUGCACUGAAACCUGAGGCCAGGCAGACGUGUGAAGUGCAGGCCUGCCCCACAGAGGCACCAGUGGACGACGUUUGCCAGGACAAAGCGACGGCGAACUGUGCCCUGGUUCUGAAGGUGAAGCUCUGCACCCACUGGUACUACAGGAAAGCCUGCUGUCUGUCGUGCAAGAACAAGGCCCAGUAG
Megalops cyprinoides (Indo-Pacific tarpon) is the source of this 3162-nucleotide messenger RNA. RefSeq names its product ADAMTS-like protein 2. Gene Ontology annotation, biological process: extracellular matrix organization. The record is from RefSeq and is a predicted model, not a curated record. NCBI's taxonomy places the organism in Eukaryota, Metazoa, Chordata, Actinopteri, Elopiformes, Megalopidae. The coding region runs from base 1 to 3162 and encodes 1053 amino acids. Gene Ontology annotation, cellular component: extracellular matrix. The transcript is spliced from 19 exons. Gene Ontology annotation, molecular function: metalloendopeptidase activity.